CACGGCGGGAAACUUCACCAGGGGAACAAUUAUCAAAAGCUAAUCAAGUCCCACUUUUAGAUGGACUUAAUGCUGGUUUAAACACCGGAGUACCGAAGUACUGAAACGACAUCAGGAGGAAAGCUACUGGUCCACAGCUGGUCACUGGAAAAGCGGCGUGUAAUAUUCCCAUUAGUUUUGAAACAGCUUGCGUUACAUUAAAGUUCACCUAUAGCAAACGAGAUAAAGUGGAUUACCGCUGUGUGAGACAAAAGCCAGAAAACAACCACUCUCGAAAGAAAACUACCAAGACAGCAGAGAUGGAGAACAGCACAGUGGAGAACCAAACUUCAUCUAAGUGGACCCCCCACAGCAUCGAGUACAAAGUCAUCAGCGCGGUGUUGGUGUUUGUGAUAUGCGUGCUGGGAAUCAUCGGCAACACGAUGGUCAUCUUGGUCGUGCUCACCACGAAGCACAUGCGAACACCCACCAACUGUUACCUGGUGAGUCUGGCCGUCGCUGACCUCAUGGUCCUGUCGGCGGCCGGUAUUCCCAACAUAGCGGACAGUAUCUACGGAUCCUGGGUGUUUGGUCACUACGGGUGUCUCGGCAUUACCUACUUUCAGUACCUUGGGAUUAAUGCGUCUUCCUGUUCAAUCACCGCCUUCACCAUUGAGAGAUACAUUGCGAUAUGUCAUCCGAUUAAAGCCCAGUUUCUUUGCACUUUAUCCAGGGCGAAAAAGAUCAUAUUGCUAGUGUGGGGGCUCACGUCGCUGUAUUGUGUUUUAUGGUUGUGUCUGACUGAUACUGUGGAGACGGUGUACGCGGAUAUAACCAUCAUAUCAUGCGCUUACAAGAUGAAGAGAAGUGUGUACAUGCCGAUAUACUUUUUUGACUUUGGAAUCUUUUUCGUCGUGCCCCUGGCUCUCGCCACGAUCCUGUAUGGACUCAUUGCCAGAAUUCUCUUCUUAAAUCCACUGACGUUUGAGAAAAAAGCAAACGGGAAGAGUGGUGUCGCAAAGGGCAUUACGGUGGGAAACCUGAAAAAGUCCAGCCAUUGCUCCAACACGACCGCCACGUCCAGGAGACAGGUAACUAAAAUGCUGGCGGUCGUGGUGAUCCUCUUUGCCCUGCUCUGGAUGCCUUAUCGCACCCUGGUCGUGGUCAACUCCUUCCUGGAGGAACCCUACCUGGACGCCUGGUUCCUGCUGUUCUGCCGCAGCUGUAUCUACCUGAACAGCGCCGUCAAUCCGGUCAUCUACAACGCCAUGUCACAGAAGUUUCGCGCCGCUUUCCGGAAGCUUUGCCUGUGCGGACGCCGCCAGAGCUCGAGCACCAAAGGGGCGUACAGCGUGGCGCUGACGUACAGCGCGGGGAAGGACACCUCUAUGGUGGAGAGCACGGAACACUACACCACCGAGCUGGACGAGUUGACCGCCACCGAUGAACUCCUCGGCGACAAGACGACGAUCUAUCCAGAGGACUGCACUUUAAUGAAAGUGACUUUCAGCCAAAAUUCUGCGCAGCUUGUUUAACGGCCUGCAGGACAGGAAGCAACUUUUUUUUCUCCGAUUGGAGCGCAACAAGUGAGUCCGUAAGACUGCGCUCAGCUGGAGGCAGCGCCUGAUGAGCCUCUUCAGUUACAGAGGCCCGAAAAGGUUGUCUCUGUGUGCUUAAAUGGACAGAUAACUUUAAGCACAACACAUUUGCAUAACCAACUAAACGGGUAUAAUGACUGAUUUAAUUUCAAAUACCGUAAGCAUUUUAAACAUUUGAGGACAUUUCUUCUUUAUCUAUAAUUUUCUUCUGAAAUGGAAAAUUAGCUAGCAUGAAAUACACCAGCUCAGUGAUGUCAUGCUGAUCACAAUGACAAUAGGACACUCAGAUGAAGAUCUUAUAGGCUGGAAAAAAGUGCAGUCCUUAAAAAAUAAACAAAUUAAAAAACAGAAAUGAACCUGAAAAAGUGUGAGACAUAUUUAGAGUUUCCUGUGGCGCUCUCUGUCUCUCUCUCUCUAGGAAUGAGCAGGUGUAUUACACACGGUGAGAACUUCCAAUGCCUUUCACAAAUCAGCCUAGCUUAGUAAGUCUAGAAAACCGGAUCUGUGAAAAUCCCUGGUUUGCAUCGCCUCAGCUGAUAUGAACACAAAUAGAUCACAA
Molecule: messenger RNA, 2136 nt
Organism: Clupea harengus (Atlantic herring)
Lineage: Eukaryota; Metazoa; Chordata; Actinopteri; Clupeiformes; Clupeidae
Gene: trhrb
Product: thyrotropin-releasing hormone receptor b
Biological process (GO): phospholipase C-activating G protein-coupled receptor signaling pathway
Cellular component (GO): membrane
Molecular function (GO): thyrotropin-releasing hormone receptor activity
Source: RefSeq, a predicted model, not a curated record